Messenger RNA from Paramuricea clavata, 9482 nucleotides. The record is from the annotation of a GenBank genome assembly. Lineage: Eukaryota; Metazoa; Cnidaria; Anthozoa; Malacalcyonacea; Plexauridae.
CAACGUUGUUAUUGUAUGUUUGCGGAAUACGAUGGGCAAACAUGACGUGCGAUCAGUAACCUUGGCCUUCAACACUUCAUACAUAUCUAUUGUUUCGAGAGUGAUUGGCCCGAACAACAUCCGUUGUUUUGACAAAAUUUCAUUCACGCUCGUGUAAACCUACUGGGCUUUUCCAGAAUAACUUGUUGUGCCUCACAGUUACAUACACGCAAACAAGUCGAGACGUAGGACGAUCAUCACGAAAGUACAAAAAUUACCAAAUACGAUCAGCUAAGAUCAAUCGAUCAUCGCAGUAAUGUGUACAAGGGUUUUUAGUAACGGAUACAGGCCAAGUUCUCUGAAGGUUGAAAAGCAACAAGGUAGGCAAAGAUUGAAGUGAAUAUUAUAUUGUAUUCGUGUUUACUGAUGCCUCGCAAAAAUUGAGGAAAUCGUAUUAAUUAAAUUGCUUUUCAAAAAACGUAAAAUAACAAAUAAUAUUUACAAGUCUUCGUAACAAAUGCAGAGUCAUAAUCUGGGUCAUAGUUCAAGGCAUCGCUAUAUUCAUAUUCUGGGUAAUCUGAAACGUGCAAGGCAUCACUAUAUUAAUUCUGGUUAAUCUGAAACGUGCAUGCACAUUGCACAGUGUGGUUCAUUACGAAAAUGCCAAUUAUAUCUUAGACUUACUAUGGGAGUUGAAUUAUUAGUUGCAACUGCAAGUUCUACCAUGCAGGAUGGUACGACAGUAUAUACUAGAAAUUUUUCUCAAAAUCCUUUAUACCACGAUUCCAUGAAAAUAGUUUAAAACUCAUAGUUGGGGAUAGUAUGCAAGUCCGGUAACUUGUAAUUGCUAUAUUAUGGAUAUAGAUGAUCGAAAUAGUGUGAAUAUACUAACGGAUUUAAUGAAAUAAUUUCUAAAUACGAUUCCCACAGUAUGGAUUUGAUUAAUUUUCCAGUGUAUUCCAAUGUUCGAUUAAAAAAUGUCUAUUCCUAAAAUUAGCUCCAAUUAUAUACUGCCAGAAUUUAUAUGGGAAUAAGGUCGUGUCGCAUAACAUUGUUUUAUGAUUUAAUUAUUUUAAUAGGUAUGUCUAAGUGCCACAAUGCCAUUCAAAUAUCGGCAAUAUACAAACAAAAUGUUAUGACAAUUAAUCAGGAAUGUUCGGAAACACUUUAACAUGAAAGUAUUUUUAAAACACAAAGAGUGAAUUUAUAGCACAGAUUAUGACUGGGCUAUUCAUAUUUCGAACAAAAAUUUUGACGAUCUUUUCCAGUUCGAACUAGAACUUCGUGUUUUUCUAUUCGUGUGAUGGGUACUUCGAGAAUAUUACAGUUGUUAACUGUCAAUUAAAAUUAAGAUCACUGGUAUUAUAUUUGCAUUAAUUACUUAGAGAGGGCGUUGCCGCGUCAUAGAAUAAUUGUAAGCGAGAUCCAGCUCUUUUAACGUUCGGUAAUUCUUGCCUUAAGACAGAAAUAUGCUCUGAACUCUAUAACCUCAUGCCAAAGAGAGUAAUUUCACACAAACGUUUGUAGCGAAUAUUUCUUUCAUGUGGUUGAAUUUUGCCGUGUUUGUACAAAGAUGUUCCUGUUUGGCAUGGGCCCAUCUCGCUGUCAUGCCGCGGUUGAAAAAGAAAUUCCAAAAUGUUGGUUAAUAUAAAGCAUGUGCUGUCAUUACAAUGUAAUAUUAUUUGACAGAUAUUAUAAUGAACCAGUAAAUAGAUUUGUCAAAUGACAAUGUUAUGUCAGCUCUAACUAAGCUUCUAUAGUUAAACUGUAUUUUAUUAUGUAGAAAAAUGAACCAAAGCUGAUCAUUGUAUAUUGAUUAAUUAUUAUUAUAGAACUCGUGAUCAUGACUCGACAUUAUAAAAUUUAAUUUAAUCGAUGAUAUUAUUGCAUUCUUCAUUCUCGUAUUUUCCCACAGAUUACAUUUCGUGACUGCAGCGUAUGCAAAUGAAUACGCUCUCAAAACAAUCUCAUCAAAUUUGGCAAACACGAACAAUGAUAUUUGUAUCAGAAAUUCUUUCUCUUGAGAACCACAGUUCUUCGCGAAACUUUUGACCAAUAAGGAAUUGCUCUGGUGUGUUAAUUUGUUCUAAUGACUGUGUUCUAAUUAAUCGCUAUGACGUCGGACAUAUUUGGGUGAAAUGGUGUUUAUACAGGCUGGUGUUUAUAUGAAUUCGUACGUAAGCGAGGUCAACCACGAUUUCCGCUGUACCUCGCAGAACGUACCUUUAGUUGUAAACACUUAUGUCAGAAUAUUUUUAAAACAUUUUUACAUAUUUUAUGUAUGGACUGGAAGCAGAGAAAUAAAAAAUGUAUAAUUAGUUAAAGAGUUUUAUAGAACAUACUGUUUCAACUUGAGUUAUGAUGUCAUAUUACGUAAAUACAAUAAAUUCCUACGGAAGGUUGUGAUUGUAACUCGAUACCUUCGAUAAUCUUAUUAGUUCAUAGCAACCGUAAAUAAAAAUAAACACAUGUGCAACUUACUAUCACAACCACUGUGUAAUGUGACUUUAUUUGUUCCCACGAUUUCAAAGUCAAAAGUAUAUCAAGCAUAAAGUCACAAUGAUGACAUGUAGAUAAGUCAAUACACUUCUAAAGGUCUCUAUCAUUUACGUUAGAAGUCACCUGGACAAAAUCUGUACGAGCAGAACUGCAUUUUAUUAAAUGAUUAAAGUUUUGCGCGUACGAGGGUCAAAAUCAAAUCUAAAGUGCAGGUCAAAUUUUAAGCGUGGUUGUGUGUGGGUUCGCUUAUAAUCUAAAGUUUGCUAGCAACGAUGCGUGACGGUAUUAAACACGCGUGCAGAAUUGCAGGGAGUGUACAGUUACGGCACAGUACGACAGUAAGGUUUUAAUUCAGCAGUAAAGCUCACAAGUACAUGCCAGUUAGCAACAGAGCUUUCUAGUACAAACAUUGACAUUGACAUUACUACACAAGCUCGCCCCGAUGAUCAAUCUGCACUACAGAGUGCUACGACUCGCUCGUAAGAUAACCGGAUAGCAUUUUUUAACUUUCGUAAAAUGCGUCAAAAGCUGUGAAAUGGCGGAUAUGGAACGUACACAAUAUUUUUUUACAAAAUAAUUUAUAAAUACCACACUAAAUUGCUAUCUGGCUUUGGUAUACCACCUGAAAUUUACGAUAACACGAGUGCUUUAAAUGCACGUCACAAAAUAUAGACAUAGAAGGGAAGACAGGCAUCAUUAAUCCUGGCAGGAUAGAGUAUAUUAAAGACUGUAUAUAGGGAAUGUCCCGGCACUACACACAGUAUACGUAGGUAUCUGAGGAAAUACUUGGGAACCAACAGGAAAUGUUAAACUGACAAGCACGAAAGCAAGAAAUGUUCUAAAUUUCUUAAUUGCUACAUACAUAUAGUAACAUUUUUGUCAUCAAAGAUAACAAUAGAUGAAACAAAAUUACAAUGGCCAUGGUUUGGCAAAGAGUCGUGAAUAUCCAAGGACCUAUAUUGGGUGCAUCAGUGCAUGAAUAUUUUAGGUCGAUCACUAUGUGUCUGCUUCCACGAAAACUAAAUCGCUCAUUUUGCUUUUCUCUUAUUUUAAAUCAUAUAUCUUUUCACAGUUUGUAUAACUAGUUAACCAGGAAACUACUAUAACAUAUAUCUCAAUUCUAACAUAUAAAUUGCAUGUUUAAUUAACCAGUUAUUGCUUGUAGCAAAGUUGUAGCAAUCUUUUUAAAGACUAAUCUUAAUUAUAAUUGUAGAUAAAUGAGUCUGUUUUCGAAUCAGUGUUGAAGAACGAAUACAAUAAAAUUACACUAAAGACAGUAUUGUAACAAGCAUAAAACAAUUGAAACAUGUGUUGCGACAUAUGGACGCUCUACACACUCGCCUACAUGGUAAUUAGGAAAUCAGAAUCGCAUUCCUUGGUUUGUUUGUGCUAAUCCGCUUUAUUCUAAUUAAUUAUCUCAAGUAUUGUUGCAUUUUUGUAUGAUAUACGUCAAUGAGCUAGCUUCAGAGUAACAUGUCAUCAGAACAAUAUUAUUUGUGGGAAAUUUCAAGGUUUUAAUGAAUUAUGACCGACUUGGGUUGGGUAAAUAUACUCAACAAUAUUCCAAAUAAAGCAAUCUGCUAUUGUCCUGCGGUUAGAUUUCGUAUUUGUUCCCAGCGAAUAACAAUUAUCGGGAAUGUAAUAGGGGAAAUUGUCAUUCUAAAGUGUUCCGCUUUUCUUGUUGUUUGUACAUACCGCAUAAACUCGUGAUACGCCAACACCCUGUCACCCACGCAUUCAAAGAAAUGCUGACUACAAGACCUUGCUCCAUAGUAAGGUCAUACAGACACUAGCCACAGAGCGAGUUACAACCAAGACGUGCCAUAAAACUCGUUGUACGUACAACCAACGAGCAGCUCUGUGUUAUACACAUAGAACAUUGAAUCUACAAGAUAUCAAGGGAUUACUGUUAGUGAUUUAUACUAUAUUGUUGAUAGAACUACACGCAAAUUAUGAAAUCCGAAGUGUUAUUAUUAAAUAAUAAAGGUAAGUUGGUUUCAGCGAGUUGAAGACAGUUUAAAGUCCAAUCGUGUUCCGACGAUGUUAUUCCGGUUCACGAGAUGUAGUUUAGAUAUAAGUUUAUCGUCUAUUCUGUGUAUUCUAUAUCUUGAAAUGAAAUACAUGUAUGGUUCGAUCCAGAAGGGUAAAUUAUUUCAAACUAUUUCAGGAUGCAAAAUAUGGGAAUUUAAGCAUUUCUAGUUGAGUUCAAUCAUAUUUGAACACAUACUAAAAUCGGUAACAGGAUGUAAAAUUUAGGCAUUUAGGCAGACGUUAAGUAACCAUGAAAUUUAAUAAAGUUGAAGUUCGUUUGUCAAUCAUAACUUCGUGUGAAAAUUCACAGGGGUCGGCUCACGGAUUUCACCACCUUGACGAAAAUAGUUUAUAUAAAGAUAUAAAUGAACUUUCACCGUUUCACGAAUAAGUAAAUAUUUUGCUAUGAGUUUAGAGAAAUGACAAGCUCCAAUAAUUCUGUAAGACUCUUUUAGACGUUUUCUACUCAGCCUGCUUAACACAGAAGCUACUUAUAGUUAGUGAGUGCCAUUGAGUCACUGACGUAUGUAGACUGUUCGACUAUAAUUUGUGCUCAUCUAGUGAUGUUGUAUAAAUGAUGUUUACGGACUUUACGCAAAGACUCGCGGCUCGCUCGUGAUGGUUCGGGAAUGUUCGUCCUUAAACUUCGAGAGUCGACCAGAUGCGACGCGAACGCGACAGUGCACGGCGAAUUACGACAGAAUACUUCGUGAAGACAAACAUGUUGUAAUUAUGCAUGUGAUUAUUACCGCACGUUAUAAAUGCGCGUGUGAUCAUUGCGUGUAUCUUCAAUCGGGUAACGAGACGCCACUUGACCAUGUAAUACGAAUCGUAAUGUAACAUUAGUUGAUUCGGUGUAUACAGGUAUAUAAACAUUGAAGGUCGCACUUCAGACAGCAUUGUUUACAGCUGAUCUAUUAUUGUCUACAAGCGAUAAGCCUACAAAUUACUAGCGAAAACCUUUGCAUAAGUUUUACAGGGACCGGCUCAAAAAGGUAUUUAAUGCUACAUCUAUUGAAUAGUAAUUGUCAUAUAACAUAUUAUAUUCUUUUAAAUGACAAGUCUAGUGUCUUGUAAUUUUCGACUACCAGUAAUCGUAUUUUAGAUGUAUCUAAAGGUCUCAAGGAGAACGAUAGCUUGUAGCUGUAGAAAUUAAUGUUGAUUUUUAAACAAUAUUUGCGUGCGCGCAAGCAAGUAAUAUCAUAACUUCUUCCAUCAUCAACAAUUGGCGCGUUUUAAUUGACGAAGUUCUGUUGCUGUCUACAUGUAGCAGAAUACUUUACUAUGGUAAGGAUGAAGCCUUGCGCAAAUGUUAGUUUUGUACUGUAGACACAAAAUUGUACCACACCACUUAUAUAGUGUACACAGUGUACACAGUGUCAUGUACAUUGCAGCUUUGAGAAUUGCCUUACACUGUGAAGCGACGCAUUGUCCUAGAUCAUUACAAUAUAAACAAAUAGCGACUAGCCUAUAUAUUUGCGCAGAUAUUUACAAAUGUAUAUCGAGUGUAGACGGAAAAAGUCUAAAUGCAUAAUGUAAUACGUGUGAGGUUAAUUUUAACGAAUACACAUUGUCACUUUUAAUACUUGGAAAAUAAUAAAACACUCAUAAAGACAUCUAAAGUUUAGUUGUUUUUCAACAAAGUGAAAAUGAAUGUUUUCAACAAGAAACAUACACAGAGGAAGUUUAAACUAGAAGUACCCACGUGCAAUAUAAGCGCGAGACAAUUCACACUUCCGUCCUUGUCACUGUUCCUUUAAGGAAGGAAAAUUAUGUUCCAUGCUACACGCGAUUGAUGCGUUUCGCAUAUAUAUACAUUAUAUACAUUAUAAAUGAAGAACUGAACGAAAACAUAGACAAAGUGUUAAUACAUGAUUUUUUAUAUUUCAGGCGCAAAUAUUAAAGCUAUUUGACAUCGGUUUCGUCAAAGCACGACUCGACCUUGACACUUUGAUUUCUAACGUCAAUGUCUCGAGUGCAUUUUCCGCAUUUUCAACAUUUUAUGCAUUUUAACUGAUCAUAAGCACGUUUAACGGCAAUUAAAAAAUAUAUCGUAUUUUUAAUUGAGCGAUACAUUUACGAAUUUUGUAAUACUGCUUUGGUCGAUAGGAAUAGAAACGGUUAUCCCUCGGCAACAGUUCGCAAACUAUAUUCAGUAUGAAUGUUCCCUAAUUAGCAUUUAAGUCUUAUUAGUUUAAUUGUAUUGGACGAUUAACGCACACAUUACGUAACAAGACACUUACUAAUGUGUCAAAAACCAACGAACUUCUACGUGUGGCAAAUUAUGAGGCAAAUUGUAUUUGAAGUGAACUAAGUUGAACUUCUAUGUACGUUCAAUUUAGUUUACUUUAAUUACAACUUCCCGGGAACAUAUACCACGUGUUUAACUAUAUAUAGCCAUACGUCUUUGCGGAUAAGAUUGCUACUUUCUAGUUAGAUUGAAGUUAAUUCAGUUUAGUUUUCAGUUAUCAAGUUACUUUUUCGUUUCAGUUCUAGUUUUAGCUAAUUGAUAAGAAAGGAAAUUACAUCUUUUUUUUAAGAUGCUUAAAUUAGUUUCUUAAGCAUCCGUUGACGCUAUAACGAAAUUACAAUGACGAAGUUCUUUGUUCUAUUUCCUGGAAAAAAAACAGUUAGACUGGAAUAAUUAAGGACCCUUUCGACCCUUUGAGAUCAAUCCAAUUCUUCAUAGUUUAGGGAUGACAACUGUGGUGAAUAUUAUUAUCAAUGAACUGUACAUUCCAGGAAUAGAACUCUGAUAAAAGGUGAAAUGUGCCUAUGGUAUAGAACCUGUUUGAGUAAGAAUAAAACCUAAAGUUUACACUCUUAUUAUUUCAGAAAAUAAAGCAACUUUGAACGAGAACAUGGCAGGAGUACGAGAAUAUAUCUGCCUUCAUUUUGGCUCUGAAGAAGCUCGCACAACAAUGGCAGAGUUGGAAAAAUGGAGUCAAGACAAGGAUCCUCAACCUUGUUACAUUAACAUCCUUCGUCGUCUUUUCCCGGACAUUAAACCCAAAGUGCUACAGCUCUUGUUAGCAGCGUGUGAUAGUGACCUAAUAAAGACUGUUGAGACAAUACUACCAUGUUGUAAAAAGAUGAAAACGAACGGACAAAUAACAUACAUGAAAGCAACAUCACCACCAACCAAACUGAUGAUGUUAUCAAGAGCACACAAAUUCCCAACGCGAUUAAUGGACAAACGGGACAUGCUAAGGUACACGCCUUAUCCAAUGGAUAGAACUUUUGGACGGUUCCCUAGUAUAUUUGUACCACCGUAUGCCCACGCACCCGUACCAACCAAUGAUAACUGUGGGUUAUGCAUACCCAGCUUUGUUCCACCUUACUAUAUCUCCAAGGGUUCACCCGAUGAUGUCUUAUCGAGAAGCCGAACCGGGUUCCCAUAUUACACGACACCCAAGUAUAACUUUGCUGAAUGUAAAACAGUUACAUCACAACCUAAAGUGGAACUUGACGACACUCGAACAUCAGUGGCCGCAACACUCAUUUCGCUGAGCAACUCUUAAAUACUCAAACCUUCUCGCCAUUUUACUCUGUCAUAGUUUCUUGACCAAAGUAUGCUUUGAUGAAUGUGUCAAGUGAACUUCGUUCAAAACUUGACUACACUAUCAAUAAAAGUUUCUUUCACCAAAGUAUAUUUUUUAAUCAAAGUGUGUGUCAGUAUAAACAUCUGUCAAAGACACAAUUUUAAGUCUUUGUGUUAAAGUCAUUUUGACAAAAUUUGUAUGACUGAAUAUUUCCUUGAGAAACAUGUAUAAUCAAACUACUGAAUCACAUUAGUCAAAGCACACUUUGUUCAAAGCAACAUUAACUGAGUGAAUCAGCCUUAAGACUUUAACUUGAACAAUUCUGAGCUGGCCGGAGCCUCUUUGAAUUGCUCUGUACCACAACAAGUUGUCCCAGACCUCUCUGAGGUUCCUGUGCCUUUUUAAGCAUCUCAAAUGAACUUAAAGAAACAACAAACAUUUCAAACAAUCAACAUACAUUCACAAAUUAUCAUAGAAAAGAGAAACUCUUUAGAUUAUGUAUAUUCUAGACAACUGCAUUAGUAUGCAGGUAAUUUAUUAUAGAUUAAGAUAAUUUUGUACCAUGCAGGCCAAUACUGCAUGUAAAUAUUACACAAUUGUAAAACAUUGAUGUAUUGAACUCUCAAAAGAAGGAACAUUAUAAUUCUACAAAUCAAACCACUCAUUCUUUCUCAAUCUGUCAAUAAACAAAAUGCAUAUUUUCCAGAAUUUUCCAAUGCACACUUAUUCAGUAUAUUCUGACAUUAUCCUAAUAUUAAUGCAACCUUAUAAGGCCACAUUAAACAAUUUGUGGGGUUAUAUUGUUACAGAUUUUGGAGAGUUCAAACAAUAGAUUUUUGGCCUUAAAAGGCAUUUGCAUUACUUUGUAAAAAAAGCAGCUACUGUGAUGCAAUCAUACAUAUAACCUAUAAAGGUAGUUCCAGUAUGUUGUAGAUCUAUUUAAAAAAGGUCAUCAAUUUAAAAUUCUGCUAUGUGUGUUCUUAAAAGUACAAACAUCAUUUAUUUGUAACAUGAAACCCAAAGGACAAAUAAAUGGAUGAAUUUUAUAAUUGGUUGUUCACUUUUAUAAAAUGGUCUACAACUAUACCAUGUGUUUUGACUUAGUGUGUACUUCAAACUCAUGUUUUAUUAAGGAACAUAAAUUUAUGACAAAAUGUAAUAUGUUUAGAUAUAAAUCUGCAUAUUUUUCAUAGAUUUUUAUUUUUAAAAUGUGAUUGUUAGAAGUACACCCUUAAAACUUUGCUUGGUUAACUUAGGAUUUGCAAAAUAUAUUUGCAAAACAGCCAUGUUGCACUUAGUUGUAAUUUUAUGUACAUUGGUUAGGGAAUAUUUAUACGUCAAAGCUGAAUUUUGUAAUUUAAGACAAUCAAUAAUAAAGUGUUUUAGUUAAAACUGUGUUGUUUUGUGUGUAUCACAUUCAUUUAGUUGGUA